AUGAUACAUAUUGAUACAUUUUACCACAAGUCCAGCAUCCACACACACGAAUACCUUCCUGAACAGCAGAUUCCUGCACUCACUCUACCAACACAAAGCACCACACACAUCAUUGAUCCAUGCAUCAAUAAUGAUUUAAACGGAGAAACAACUGAGCAUACAUCCAUAGAUAAUCUUCAUACCAUUGACUCUCAACAUCUUGUGUCUUUAAGAAGGUCCACAAUAGAGUAUAGAAAACAUGCAUAUCUCAAAGAUUUCCAAUGUAUGAGUGCUUCCAUAGCCCCACCAAGCAAAUGUACCCUCUUAUGUUAUAAUGCACUUUCAACAUCACAUAGAUUCUUCUCCCUGGCCAUUUCUAUUGACAAAGAACUGAGGUCUUAUGAGGAUGUCAUAGCUUAUGAUUGUUGGAGGAGUGCCAUCAAAGAAGAACUCGAUGCACUACAGCAACUACAGACUUGGGAAAUCCAAGCUCUUUCUUUUGGCAAGAAAGCCAUAGGGUGCAAAUGGGUGUUUAAGCUCAAACAAGCAUUGAAAGACAUAAGGCAAAGUGGAUACAGCCAAUCAAAGUCUGAUAACAACUUGUUUACCAAAUACAAGAGCAGUGGCUUUACUACACUACUGGUUUACAUAGAUGAUGUGACGUUGGCAGGGAAUGACAUUAGUGAAAUCAAUUUCAUUAAGGCACUGUUGCAUGAGAAGUUGUGCAUCAAGGGCAUUGGUGAUUUAAAGUUCUUCCUAGGGAUGGAAGUUGCUCGAAGCAGGGAAGGCAUUGCUUUAUACCAACGAAAGUAUGCUUUGGAUUUAUUACAAGAUUCUGGAAUGGAGCAGCACAAACCAGCUUCAACCCCAAUGGAUUAUGGCACUUAG
This is a messenger RNA of Arachis ipaensis, 867 nucleotides long. The record is from RefSeq and is a predicted model, not a curated record. Lineage: Eukaryota; Viridiplantae; Streptophyta; Magnoliopsida; Fabales; Fabaceae.